Messenger RNA from Fraxinus pennsylvanica, 330 nucleotides. The record is from the annotation of a GenBank genome assembly. Lineage: Eukaryota; Viridiplantae; Streptophyta; Magnoliopsida; Lamiales; Oleaceae.
AUGGCUUUACUAGCAGGAGCUCUGCCGGCUGCAUUUUCUCUUGGACUGAGGUGCCAAAAGGGAAUUCGAGAAUUCGAAGCACGGAAUUGGGUAAGACGAAGAAGAAAUAUGCAUCGAAAUUUUAAGGUUUAUCCAGUGAAAGGUUCAAACAGCCGGCAAAAGGCCCCUCUUGGAGUGGACACGAGAAUUCAUUGGGAGAAUGAGAAUGAGAGUUGUUUAGGAAAAAGUAAUUCCCAGUCAAUGACAAAACAAUUCAAAGAUGAAGAGAAACUUCUGAAUGAAAAAUUCUCGGAUUUACUCAACCGUUCAUUUGAUUAUUAUUACCAGUAA